AUGCCUCGACUUCCACCUCUUGAUAAGCUGCCUCUUGCGGCACGCAAGAACCUCCGCGAUGAGUGGCAGAAUAAACUGGCAGACUUUGAGGAACAGCUCUCGAAAGCCAUGGGCGUUGAGUGGAAAAUCGACAUUGACGCCCUAGCUGUAGUGCCUUAUGGCGCUCCGGACUCUUGGUCCCGAGAGAGCCCAGGCUCAAUGAUUGCAAAGUAA
Messenger RNA from Fusarium tjaetaba, 213 nucleotides. RefSeq lists its product as uncharacterized. The coding region runs from base 1 to 213 and encodes 70 amino acids. The transcript is spliced from 2 exons. The record is from RefSeq and is a predicted model, not a curated record. NCBI's taxonomy places the organism in Eukaryota, Fungi, Ascomycota, Sordariomycetes, Hypocreales, Nectriaceae.